This is a messenger RNA of Sclerotinia borealis F-4128, 210 nucleotides long. The record is from the annotation of a GenBank genome assembly. NCBI's taxonomy places the organism in Eukaryota, Fungi, Ascomycota, Leotiomycetes, Helotiales, Sclerotiniaceae.
AUGGACCUCUUUUUAGAGAUUUUUGGCGAUGGAAAUGGAGAUUUUGGACAAAAUUGGCAUAUGCACGUCAAAUCUAAGCUCAGGGAGAAGCUCAAGCGAUUAUUCGAUGAAGCUGCGAACGGCUCAUCCGAUAGGGCAAGCAUUUUGGCGGUGAAGAAAGUCUAUUCGACACCUGAGAGAGAACUUGCUCGAUGCUCGUCUAACAUCUAA